ACCCGGAAGUGCGGAAGACGACGAAGAGCGAAGCUCGAAGGAUUGAAGUUUACUUGGUAAAUUCCAUCUUCAGUUUCCUUCUUUUUCAACAGCUGUUUGGACGAUUGGAUUUUUACACCCUUGAGUUCACGUACAGUCGUAUCAAGAUGCCUAAAAUUGAACAACAUCUUUUUAAUUUAAAGUUUGCUGCCAAAGAACUCCAGAGAAAUGCCAAAAAAUGUGAGAAAGAAGAAAAGGCAGAAAAGGCAAAAGUUAAAAAAGCUAUUCAGAAAGGGAAUACGGAAGUAGCAAGAAUUCAUGCUGAAAAUGCCAUCAGACAGAAGAACCAGUCCCUGAAUUUUCUGAGAAUGAGUGCUCGAGUGGACGCUGUGGCAGCUAAAGUCCAAAGCGCUGUUACAAUGAAUGGGGUCACAAAAUCCAUGGCUGGUGUAGUUAAGGGGAUGGAGGCUACUCUUAAGAGCAUGAACCUGGAAAAGAUUUCCUGCCUUAUGGACAAGUUUGAGCAACAGUUUGAAACCCUGGAUGUUCAGACGGCCCAAAUGGAGGACACCAUGAGCAGUACCACAACACUGACAACACCACAGAACCAAGUGGACUCACUGCUGCAUGAAAUGGCAGAUGAAGCAGGUUUGGACCUGAACAUGGAGCUUCCCCAGGGCCAGACUGGAUCAGUGGGGACCAGUGUGGCUUCUGUUGAACAGGAUGAGCUAUCACAAAGGCUUGCUAGACUUCGAGAUCAAGUAUAAAUGUGGACUAAUCUUACUGCAACCUUCAAGCUUUUACACACUGUACACUACCUGAUAAUAAACUCCCAACCACCUCACAUUAAUCUCUCAUGUCUCAACAUACUAAUGUCUUUGGCAGGUUAUGGUGGUGUGUGUUUUCUUUAAAUUGAGGCCUGAUUUGUUUCCCUGUUUAUAUUGUUUUGGAAGGAACUAUACUUUCAGUAAUUUGUAAAUACUGUAUUAGUUCCGCUGUAUAUCAGACUGUGUGUUAUAAUUUACACAUUUACUAUUGAGGUGGGCAAUAUUGAACAUAAGAUCAUAAAAAAAAUAUUAUUAAGCAUAAAGAAAAUCUCAAAAAUGUGUGCUUAGAAGUCCUGAGCAUGGAUUUUUUAGUAUUUCUGUUUAUGAUUACGUAGGUUUUCAUAGGCAUGUUUCAACUAUAUGUAUUUAUCUUUUGAUCUUUUUUUUGCCACAUAAUUUUAUUUCUAAAAUUUUUAAAUAACCCAUUGGAAUUGUUUCUGGUUCCUGUCUUGUUUUUGCUUUUGACAUGGGAUUUGGUAAAGGGUUAAUGCUUGAGGGGAAAAAUAAGUAGCUAAUAAAAAAAAUUAUAAGAA
This is a messenger RNA of Boleophthalmus pectinirostris (great blue-spotted mudskipper), 1339 nucleotides long. It is a transcript of the gene chmp1b, whose product is annotated as charged multivesicular body protein 1B. The coding region runs from base 147 to 746 and encodes 199 amino acids. Gene Ontology annotation, cellular component: multivesicular body; ESCRT III complex. The transcript is spliced from 8 exons. The record is from RefSeq and is a predicted model, not a curated record. Gene Ontology annotation, biological process: endosome transport via multivesicular body sorting pathway; protein transport; late endosome to vacuole transport. NCBI's taxonomy places the organism in Eukaryota, Metazoa, Chordata, Actinopteri, Gobiiformes, Gobiidae.